AUGACUCCUAACGAAAUUCGCCCAACUUCAGGUUCCGGGGGUCGCGGCCUCGGCGAGAACACGCCGGUCCAUCCAGCGGCCGGUAAGGCAGGGGCCCCGGGUGCAGCCGGAGCUCCAGGACAGCCGGGUCAGCCCGGACAGCCGGGUCAGCCGGGACAGCCGGGCACUCGCGCACCGCCCACAGGUGAUCCGCAUGGAAGGAGGGACGUCGACGAAGCUAGCUCUUCGAGCCUGGAUCAGUCGGCGUACACGGGCCUUCCGGGUCUGCCAGGAGAGCCGGGUCUUCCGGCAAUUCCACCGGAAGCACAGGGCCCGAACGUCGAAGGGCGCAACUUUCCCGAUAGGAGGAGUGGCACGCCGGGAGAGCCCGGUCGUCCGGGAAAGGAUGGGAUUGACGGAAGGCCCGGAAAACCUGGAGGACCUGGAGAAUUAGGCGAGCCGGGUGAAAUGGGCACCCCUGGCGAACCGGGCGAACCUGGGCAUCCUUCUAAGGACGGAGGACCCUCGGGAGUGCCAGGAUCCCCGGGACGUCCGGGCAAACCCGGCCCUCCAGGUCUCCCCGGCCCUACGGUUGGAGUCGCCGCUGGCGAAGACGCGAACAAGCACCCCAUCGACGCUAAGAACACGAGCGGCCUUGCAAACGAGGCUGCUAAGGCGGUGCCGGACAACAACACGCUAGCUGCCAAUGUCGGAAAUUCUACAGUCACUACCGGGGCGGCACUGAACGAGGUCCACGCACAGAGCAGGCCUCCGGGCCGAUACCGCAGGCUGCGCCAGGCCAACAAGCGCCGCCACCACAAGCACGGCCACCCACGACUGCGCAGCCUCAACCACUGA
Molecule: messenger RNA, 837 nt
Organism: Rhipicephalus sanguineus (brown dog tick)
Lineage: Eukaryota; Metazoa; Arthropoda; Arachnida; Ixodida; Ixodidae
Product: cuticle collagen 2C-like
Exons: 2
Coding region: 1-837 (278 amino acids)
Source: RefSeq, a predicted model, not a curated record